AUGGAUAAGAGAGUGUGUGGAAUACUCCUUUCUAUGUGUAACUCGUUUUCCAAAAAUUUUGACAAUAAAGGAAACUAUCAAAUUAUUAUUAAUGGAAGCACUUUAAAUACUUAUUGUGCCAACAACACAUGUAGUGAUAAUCUCGGAAAAAUUAAUGCUGGAUGUUUAUAUUUGCUUGAUGCAUUCUUUAAGGAUAAUUCUGUGUUUAAGACUGAUGCAAAAAGUAACAUCAACAUUGUUGAAUACAUUAUCAUAUGGUUAAGUUAUAUGUUAAACCUAAAGCAAAGUGAACAAAAUAUGAGCAAUUUACAAUAUUUUUAUAAGGCAUAUAUAAAUAAUGAUAUGUAUAAAAAGGCUAUAAAUGGUAUUACGGAGUAUACUAGUUAUAAGAAUCUUAUAGAUAAAAAACUUGAUUUGAUAAAUAUGAAUAUUAAAGAUAUAUCUAAAUUAUAUGAUGCAUUUUAUGCAUUAUGUAUGAUGCAUUUUGAAUUUAAUGAAGAAAGUCCAGAUUGUGGUAAAUAUUUGGGAAAAGCUAAAGAAUUUGUUGAAAAAUAUAAAAAACUUAACGUUUCUGAUAUUAAUAAAGAUAGUCCAUAUUAUAGAUUAUUGUUUAAACUAUCAAAUGAUUAUGAUAAUUUUAAAAAGAACUGUAGUGUUAAAUGUUCGGAUUUAUCCUUCCCAACGAUAGAAAAACCAAAAAAUUAUGUUGAAACUUUUGAAAAAGGUCCUGAACAUCUUCAAGCACAAGAUUCUGAAGUUGCAUCAUCAAAUUCAUCAGUAAAAAACAAAUUAUUUACAGUUUUAUCGAUAUUUGGUGUAAUAGCAUUUCUUUUAGGAAUUUCUUACAAGUAUUCGUUGUUUGGAUUUCGGAAACGAUUUCAAAAACAAAAAUUAAGAGAAAAACUAAAAAAUAUAAAGAAGAAAAUGAAUCAAUAA
Plasmodium yoelii is the source of this 936-nucleotide messenger RNA. Its product is annotated as PIR protein. The record is from RefSeq and is a predicted model, not a curated record. The transcript has 3 exons. Bases 1 to 936 code for a protein of 311 amino acids. NCBI's taxonomy places the organism in Eukaryota, Apicomplexa, Aconoidasida, Haemosporida, Plasmodiidae.